This is a messenger RNA of Ostertagia ostertagi, 642 nucleotides long. NCBI's taxonomy places the organism in Eukaryota, Metazoa, Nematoda, Chromadorea, Rhabditida, Trichostrongylidae. The record is from the annotation of a GenBank genome assembly.
AUGAUUGUCGAACUUCGUUUGGAAGACAAGCGUGAUGCACUCGCAUCUACUCUUUCUGGUGGCAUGCAAAGACGACUCUGUAUAGGAAUCGCCUUCAUCGCAGGUUCAAAAAUCGUCAUUCUUGAUGAGCCAACGGCUGGUAUCGAUCCAUUUGCUAGACGUGCAAUAUGGGAUCUUAUAUUCAAGUACAAGAAAGACCAUACUAUAAUCAUAGCAACUCAUUUCAUGGACGAGGCUGACAUCCUCGGCGACCGCAUCGCGGUUUUGUCGGAGGGUACGCUGAGAGCAAUGGACAGUCCCUUAGGCUUGAAAGAAGAACAUGGAAACGGCUACAGGCUCACGGUCGCACUAAAAACGGAAAAUGACAGCCUCGAUGAUUUCCUGACAUGGCUCAAGUGUUAUGGUGAAGAUGUUGUGGUCCUCGACUGCUACAACAAACAAGCCGAACUGGGUCUUCCUGGGUGGAAAAGUUCCCAAGUGGUGGCAAUGCUUGGUGACAUCGAAAAACGCUGUAGUGCUGUAGAGUUCCCGAUCAGGACAUAUUCGAUAAAUGAUUCAACUUUAGAAGAGGUGUUUGUUAAAUUAGUUGGGAAGCCUAGUAGCAGAGGAAUGCUACAGACUUUCGAGGACCACAGCGCAGCA